ACAGGCAGCUGCUGAUAUGUUGGUGUGGUCGAAGUAGCCGAAGCUUGUAUAUCUUGCGUACAUCUAACAUAUACUAACUGACUAGCUAGCUAUAUCUUAUCUAUAUUUUCUAAGGGAGCUAUCAAACCAAACUGAGAUCGAAAGUAGCUACAAUUGGUACAUUUUCGGAAUUACCAUUUCCUGUCAUUUUGAUAGGCAUUUCCUGUUGCGAAAUAGCUAGGUAGCGGUUCGUGGCAGUAAGCUAGCUGACGUUGGCUAAUUGGUAGCCUAGCUGGCUAGAUGAUGAAUUGUAGCAUACUUGGAAAUAAUCAUUAUUUGUUGAACGACAUUGAAUAUGGAAGGAUCGUGUAAUAUUGGCACGUUUUACCGGGGAUAUAUUACAACGGACAUAAUUUUUACAGGAUAACCUUAGCUACAUGAAAUGUCAUAACGUUAAGAUAGCCGCGGAGAUGGAGGGACCCACAACCCCCUGAAUAGCUGCACUGAUGGAUAAAUGUCCUCCUCCAAGAUGAGCAAGUCGAAUACUGCACAAGGUUUAGCAGAACUAUAUUAGCGUCUAUCUUAUCUCUAUAGCUAUAUUAGUCUGUCAAGCAAAUGGGAGACUGGUUAUUCGGGCAUAGCUCAUAAUUGACAGCUAACGUUAGCUGCUGGUGAAGAAAUCACUGCUGUUUUUGGCAUCUGCAAACAACAAGACUGGCUUUGUCAGACAAACCUUAGGCCUUGUCCAGAAAACAAAGUUAAUUUGUGAAACUGACAUCGCUGGAAAUAAGGACAUUUGAGCUUUCUGCAUCGUCAUUUGAGCAUUCUGCGUCGUUUUGAUUGAAGUGAGGAUAAUAUUUCCUCAUCAUCUGACUGAUAGUUAUCAUGAGGAAGUUCUUUGAUUCAUCUCGUCGGGAGUUGGUCAGUUCAGGACCUGGUUCUGGAGGAGGUAGCAGUGGAUCCAGCCAUGUAGGUGGCAAUUUAAUUGGACGUUCAUGUACCAUAGGGCGGCACCAAGUCACUAUUGAAGAAACAGUGGCCGAAGGGGGUUUUGCCAUCGUGUUCCUGGUACGAACCAGCCAAGGACUCCGCUGUGCCCUCAAGAGGAUGUAUGUCAACAAUGAGCACGACCUGCAGGUGUGCAAGCGAGAGAUCCAGAUCAUGAAGGACCUGGUCGGCCAUAAGAACAUCGUUGGCUAUCUGGACUCUAGUAUCACCACUUGUGGAGGAGGAGAUGUGUGGGAAGUGCUCAUCCUCAUGGACUACUGUAAAGGGGGCCAGGUGGUGAACCUGAUGAACCAACGUCUGCAGACAGGCUUCACAGAGGCAGAGGUGCUGCAGAUCUUCUGUGACACAUGUGACGCCGUGUCUCGACUGCACCAGGGCAAGACACCCAUCAUCCACAGGGACCUCAAGGUGGAGAACAUCCUGUUACAUGAUAAAGGCCACUAUGUGCUGUGUGACUUUGGCAGCGCUACCAAUAAGUUCCAGAACCCACAGAUUGAAGGAGUGCCAAUAGUCGAUGAUGAAAUAAAAAAGUACACCACUCUGUCAUAUCGUGCCCCUGAGAUGGUAAACCUCUACAAUAGCAAGAUUAUCACUACUAAAGCUGACAUAUGGGCGAUGGGCUGUUUGCUGUAUAAGCUGUGCUACUUCACUCUACCCUUCGGAGAGAGCCAGGUGGCCAUCUGUGAUGCCAGCUUCACCAUUCCUGACAAUUCCCGCUACUCCUACAACCUGCACUGCCUCAUCCGGUACAUGCUGGAGCCCGACCCUGACAAAAGGCCUGACAUCUACCAGGUGUCCUACUUUGCUUUUAAAUUGGCUCGUCGGGACUGCCCUGUUCAGAAUGUGAAGAACUCUCCAAUUCCUGCUCAUCUCCCUGAGCCAAUCAAAGCCAGUGAGGCAGCUGCAGCGAAGAAGAGCCAGAGCCAGACACAGAGUAAGGCCAGGUUGACAGAUCCUGUCCCCACCACUGAGACCUCCAUCACGCCACGGCAGAGGCCCAAAGCUGGCCAUGCCCAGCCCAGCACUGGCAUCCUGCCAAUUCAACCGGCUGCCCUCACCCCUCGCAAACGGGCCAAUCUCCCUGCCCUUCCUCUAGGAGUCAACUUAAACCUUGCCCAGCAAGCGGCAGCCCUCCAAUCACAGAAGGCACAGAUCACAGCUCCGCCUCAGCCAGUGACCGGCCGUUCACAGAACCCUCCUAGUCAGGCCACACUUCAGCUGGGUGGAAAGCCCCAAGCUGGUACUCAGCAGAAGCAGCCAGGGCAACUGCAGCAGCAGCCAAUCGCGGCAGCAGUCACCGCAGCAGGGGGAGGAGUCCCACCUGUGCAGGCCAAGACGGAGGCCCCGAGCGCCCCACUACAGGCCAUGCCUCCCUCGCUGGCCAGUCCCACCCCCCAGAAGGCCCAGGUCCCGUCUAGCCCAGCCCCACCCAAAGCCCCAGCACGUCGUAAGCAGGCUGGCCAGAGCCAGACCCAGCAGCAGCCAACUGCUCAGCCCACUCCAGUCCAACCUCCGACUGCACAGCAGCCUACAGCUCCGCAGCAACCAGUUCCUCUACAACCAGUUCCUCUACAACCAGUUCCUCUACAACCAGUUCCUCUACAACCAGUUCCUCUACAACCAGUUCCUCUACAACCAGUUCCUCUACAACCAGUUCCUCUACAACCAGUUCCUCUACAACCAGUUCCUCUACAACCAGUUCCUCUACAACCAGUUCCUCCAGAACCAGUGGCCCAGCAGCCACCUGUCCAGGCCCAGUCCAUCCCUGCUAAAACCAGUCAGAACACAGCUGAGACAGAGACGACUUCUCUUCCUGCUCUGUCCAAGACUCCGCCCCACUCUCCAAAGGCUGCAGAGCACACCCCGAGUGGCUUUACCCAGAAUUCAGUCGGUGGGCUACCUGGAAGUGACUCCACCCAGCCACUGCAAGAGGCCACAGCAGAAGAUGGCCUCAACCAGUUAAUAUCUGUUGGUACAAUUCCACCCAAUUCUACCCAAUCCCUUCAGCAGAGUAUGUGUGAACCAGCCCAGGAUGGCAACUUUGCUGCCUUUUCCCCUUCCCCUGCCUCUGCCCCUGGCCCUCCCAUCGGCUCCCUCAGUCAGCCCGCCUGGAACCCUUUUGGUGAUGAUGACUUCUCCAAUCUCAGUGCGGAGCAUCUGAUUAACAAAGACUUGGUUGACGAACAGGCUGAUGACGUGUCUGCAGAGGUGGAGACGGACCCCAUAGAGGACCUGAUACCUGGCCUGCUGGAGGUCUCCUCCCCUGGGGAAACAGCCCACCAACCUGCUGAGCAAUCUGAAGACCUCCUUGGCCUGGAUACAGGAGAGUCUUUGACUGUUCCGGUCCCGUUCAGCAUCCUAGCACUCUCAGACACUCCAGAGAAGCUUAUUGAGGGACUGAAGUCCCCAGAUACACACCUCCUGCUCCCUGACCUCCUGUCCAUGGCUGAUCCUUUUAGUGGAACUAUGGAGGAGGCUGUCAAUGUAGUGGGUCCAAUAGAAGAGUCUCUGGUGAGUCUGGACUUUCUCAUCCCUGGUCUGGAAGCUCCUGUGUCCCAGUCUGAGACAGACUCUGCACUGCUUCCUGACCCCCUGCUUGGGGAAGACACUCUGCUGGGCUGCUCUCUCAUCUCUCCCCCCUCUGGAGCCUCCCCUCUCUCCUCUGCUCCCGCUUCCACUGGCACUGGGUCUGUUCUGGAUGAGUUUGACCUGGUAUCUGCGAGUUGCACCCAGCUGCUGGCAGACUCCUCUGAUCUCCUGAUCUCAGGCUUUGAGCCUGUGCCAAGUGCAGAUACGGGCAACGAGGAUGAGUUUGACCCCAUCCCUGUCAUGGGCUCCAAAACCUCCUCUCAAGACCUGCAGAGGGAACCUAGCAGCUGUGAGACACGACCAGGUUUCUCCAGGACCGACAGCUCUGGACCAGCUGUUGAAGAGGAGCACAGACAGAGACUUCCUUUUGCCCACAGCAGCAUCAUUCCCCCCUCACUGUACCCAGAUGAGACAAACUCCCACCCGGUGCUUUCUAAGUCCUCUGACCAACCAAUCAAGCCUGACCAGAAACAGUCCCAGUGUCUCUCACCUCCUACACAGCAGCACACAGUCCCCUCCCCUGAUAUCUUCCUGCAGGCCCCUUUCAGGAUUGCAGGGAAAGAAGGGAGAGAUGUGUUUACCAACUCCCCUUUCCCUCUGGCCCACAAGCCUGCUCUGCCAUCUGAUCCUUUCCUCCAGGCCCCCUUUGGGAAGAGGAAUGAGAUAGCUGGGGCUGCUGUCACUGUCUCCCACCCUCCACAGCCCAACAAACAGCCCCUCUGCCAGGUCCAGCCAAACACCCACCAUCCCCAUAGUCUUUUACAUCCCAGUGUCCAGGGGAAGGCCCUGUUCACACCUGUUUCUGCCCCUAGGCCCAUCAUCUGGCAGGCCCAGCCUAGGUACUCCCGGUGCUCGGAGGUCCCCCUGCCCCAGCAGCCUGUCGCAGCCCACCGAGUGGUCUCCAGUGUGGGACAGCAGGCUGCUGUGGGCUCGGUGGCUGUGGGCCCCCUGCACUCCUGGACCAUUGGAGGCAGAGCUAUAGUGGAUCCAUUCAUCAGGGCCCCCUUCCACCCCAGAUGCCAACAGGGAAAGCCUUGAUAUCCAAACCCCCCUUCCCUCUCCCCAAAUUCAGAAUCUGGCCCCACACCAAAUGCCAAAGCUGGCCUCCAUCUAGUGCCUACACGUAAGGGGGAGGUUAUCAGCGGAAGUCUGUCCCAUGCCAGCCCUGCUCUUUCCCCCUGUGGAGGGCAUAACCAGUCCCAGCAGCCCUCUUGUAAGUGUGCAAUCUAGAUUAAUCUGGCUGUCUCUGUUGAGGAUGUAAUAGGUAGACUGACUGUUUUUCUGUGCAAUUGCAGUAUUAAUCAUGACUCGCUCCACCUUGCCCAUAUUCAACUUGUUUUUUUACACGCUCGUUCUACCUCAGCUUUCUGAUUUGCCUUCAGAUGAAACACUGGUAGAUUGCGGCACUUCAUUUGCAUUUCAUGAGGAUUUCCAGGACACAUCAAACUGCUAAAACUAUAUUGAAAAUAAAGAUUGUCCAGGAUCGUUUCACUUUAAAAGUACUAAUGGCAAUCUACACUUUCUGAAUUUGAGAAAUCUCCCUUGUAAAAGGAAAAGAAGAACAAAGGAUUUUGUUUUAUUUGUUAAAGGUUUGUGUUUGUAUACUUACUGUAUAUAUAUUUUUUUUACAUUGUUUUCAACACCAUGUUAAUAAUAUACUAAUGUGUAAAUCACAUUGGGUUUAUAUGGUUCGACUUGAUAUACUAUGGUAGUUCUAAAUUACAUCAGUUGAGUAUUUGCCUGAUGAGCUGGUGACAUUUGACCUCUGUCAAACGUGUAUAUUCUCUCUCUAUUACUCCAUACUUUUUAACUGUUGUUUUACGCAGUUUCCUUCUUCACAGGUCAACAGGUCAUUAAAUGUUUUAUAAAAAAGACCUGUUGUCAACAGGAAGAGGAAAGGCUUAUCGUGAAGGAUACUUAGCUUUGGUCCAUAACCAUAGCAGGUGUCUCUAUGCUGUAUUUGAAUGUCUUGGUAAGUUACUAUGGAUCAAAAUGCACUCUAACAUACAGUAAUGUUAUAUGGAGGCCAACAGACAGCAGCUUGACACUGAGUAUUCCAAACAUUAGGAACACCUUCCUAAUAUUGAGUUGCACCCCCCCCCCCCCCUUGUCGUCAGAACAGCCUCAAUCCGCAUUGACUCUUCAAGAUGUUGAAAGUGUUCCACAGGGGUGCUGGCCAAUGUUCCGUCUAAGCUGCGCUCGGGCACGCAGCUCCCUGGGACUGCUACAGGAAAUAUCAGAGCGCGCAGAGAAGCACGAGAUUGAACUUUACGCAACUUUCUAGUUUUCCCUGUUAACACAAUCACCGUUUCCCUUUACUGUGGGAAUUGUGAUCGGAUCAACACAAUAUUAGCAACUUUCAAUGCAACAUCUCGAAACAAAACAAAAUAUGCAAGACUUAGUAUGCAAAACUAACUUUACAAGAGAUUUUGUUUGUUGGCAGAACCUAUCAGAGCAGGAUUCUAUUACAUUGACAGGCACGACUCGGGCACAUACUCUACACAGACCGGUGCGGCAUAACCAAUCAAAGCUGCAGUAGGCCUAUAUGCAAAUAGACCAUUGCCAUAUAUGUAUCUGUGCCAUUCCUUUGAACUGGACUGUGUUUACAGCAUCAGCGAUCAUGGGUAGAUGCACUUGUUUUGAUAUCAAAGUGAACACCACACAUUGGCUGCUAUUGUAGGCUGAAUGAUAGAACAGUUAUUUCCAUGUUAAAAUGUUAUGGGAUGCAUUUUCCCCAUUGUUUUUGAUGGUUGGCCACUCUUGUAGUACUACAUUAUGAUCAAAUAGCCACAGUAGCCUACUUGACCACUGUUAAAACUAACUUUUAAAGCGGGUACAUCGUCAGUGUUCACAGAAACCGCGUGCCGGAAGUUGCACAGAAUUUGCACAUUGAGCGAAUUUCUGCUGAGCGCAAACUUCAAUGAUGAAACAUUUUUGAGGGAACAUUGAUGCCUGCCCAUGUUGACUCCAAUGCUUCCCACAGUUGUCAAGUUGGCUGGAUGUCCUUUGGGUGGUGGACAAUUGUUGAUACAUAUGGGAAACUGUUGUGUGAAAAGCCCAGCAGCAUUGCAGUUCUUGACACAAACUGGUGCACCUGGACCCUACUAUCAUAUCCCGUUCAAAGGCACUUAAAUAUUUUGUCUUGCCAUUCACCCUCUGAAUGGCACAUACACAAUCCGUCUCACUUGUCUCGAGGCUCCUCCCCACUGGUUGAAGUGGAUUUAAUAUGUGACGUCAAUAAGGGAUCAUAGCUUUCACCUGGAAUCCCCUGGUCAGCCUGUGUCAUGGAAAGAGCAGAUGUUCCUAAUGUUUUGUACACUCAGUAUAUAUUGUACACCUAUUUCCCUUUAAUGCAUAAUAACCUACUUACAGCAAUGAUUCUCAAACCUUUUCACCCUACAGACCAUAGGAAAAGUCUCUAUGUACCACCCAAUGUACCACCUGACGUGCCUUACAUUGCACUUCAGAUUAGGAACCUCUGACCUAUCAUUUUCCAAAUGUUCCACAUUCGUUUAAUACUGUAUGGAUGGCGUAUGUUGCCGUAAUUUUUUUUCUCUCACUUUGUGUGCGUCAUUUGGACGAAUGCUGUACGGAUUUAAUAUGCUCUCCUGUUAUCUCUCUCACUCUGGAUGUGUGUCUAUUCCUGGUAUUGCUGUAUGAAGUUCCAUUCAUAGGAAGGGGGUGUUGGGGACAGCACAGCAGUCUGAUGCUCUCACCCGUGAUUACUGUUCAACAACACCCUCACUGGUCAAUGCUUUGUUAACGUCCACACGGUGCUGUAAACAGAAUGAAGGAUUUUUCAUGAAAUGAUGUAGCAGGCUGCUUGUUUCUUAUUAUUCAGUCGCUUUACAUGUCUACCAAUCUGAUUAAACAUUCAUGUAAACAAUAUGCUUAUUUACACAUUUGUGAUUGUACUCCCUGUCAAGUGGCAUUCUUACCACUAAUGACUCAAUUGUUUGGGUCAUUGUUUGGAUCCAGAGUGAUCGGUCAGAAGGGUAUUUUACCAAAUGUAGUCCUUCUACACCAUGGAAGUGAAGAGUCUUUAUAGCUCUGAUUGCUUCAGUGUGUGCGAGCAUGUUCUCAGCAUCACCCUCACCAUGUAGGAAAUUGCAACAGAAAUAGCAGUAGUAGAGUGAUCUACCUGUCUGUCACACAGAAGGAGCUGAUCCAGGGGCAGGCCACAGAGGCUCAGCGCUCCCUUGGGUGUGUGAGUCUAGUGCCUAACCUUCUCUGCCAGAGCUCUAUGGCAUCAUAGUUGGCCUUUGCUUUUACUGCCUCCAGCCCCUCUGCCACCUAGUUUAGCUCGUUGCCGUUGGCGCUGUGAUUUGCCACAGGCAUGCCUAUAUGAGGUCACUCCCGACAGGAUUGUGUCUUUGUGUCCUUCUAUAAUAGCUAAUUUUAACCCAUUUUAAUCCCAUCAAUCACAAUAGUGGGGGGGAAAAGUUUGUACUUUACAGGCUCUAGAGAAGUUAAAGUUGUACUUAUCAAAAAUAAGUAUUAUAUUAUGCAUUAUGAAUGUGUCUAGUGUGAUUCAGAGAUGUUUCAUACGAUUUUUCAAAAUGGUCACAAGACCACAAGCAUUCAUCUACAAGGUGUACUUUUACAGAAACAUUUGUCUGUAUUCUGUAUUCAACUGUUUAAAAAAACAAAUACAUUGUUGAAAUGUUCAAA
Oncorhynchus masou masou (cherry salmon) is the source of this 8247-nucleotide messenger RNA. Its product is annotated as AP2-associated protein kinase 1-like. The transcript is spliced from 21 exons. Gene Ontology annotation, biological process: protein phosphorylation. Gene Ontology annotation, molecular function: ATP binding; protein kinase activity. The record is from RefSeq and is a predicted model, not a curated record. Bases 865 to 4614 code for a protein of 1249 amino acids. NCBI's taxonomy places the organism in Eukaryota, Metazoa, Chordata, Actinopteri, Salmoniformes, Salmonidae.